AUGCAUGGGCGAGUAGGUGACGGUCCUGCAGGAGCCGGUGCUUGUUUCGUUGGGGGGCUUCUGUCCGUUCAGGUGCUGAGAUCCCGUCACUCGUUCCGUUACAGUGGCAAUCGACCCCCUCCUUUUGGGCAGACGCGUACUACCACAACAGAGAGUGAUAGUGAGGAGGACGAGGAAGAUGAGGAUGAGGAGGAUGAGGACGAGGAGGGGAGUGGGGAUGAAAUUGAGCCGGGGCCCAAGACGCAUGGCGAUGGGGAAGGGGGGGGAGAUGAAGACGACGAGUUGGAUGGGUUGGAGCCAGAGGAGGAGGAGGGGGGGGUGGGCGAGAGAGGAGUGGUAGCGACGGAGGCGGCCUCACAGCAUGAAGGUGGAGGAGGUGGGAGCGGGGGGGUUAAGGUGCUGUUGAUCCUGUGCAACCGCCACUGCGGGGAGAAAAACUUCAUCCUCUCGCGCUGGACGGUAUCCCGCGACAUGGUGGUGUUUGCUACGGCCGCUCUACAUGCGGCCAUUGCGGAGCUGCUGGCGAAGGAGCGGGAGUUGGGGUGCAAGGUGUCAUACAGCAUCGACAUGUGUACAGCACCCAACGGCAAGGCAUGGCUAGUGGUGAGGGGUCACUGGAUAGACGAGACGUUUCAGCAGCGCACGGCCGUGCUAGAGUUUCGCGAGAUGCACGGGCGUCAUGGGGGCGAGGAGAUGGCGAAGGUGGUGGAGGAGACCGUGGUGCAGCGGGGGUUGCAGGAGCGUUGUGUGGGUGUGUGGGUGGCAUUGACCAUGGAAGUCCCCAACCCCUUGCCACUGCUGCUGUGUUCCGUGCGCAGGUGCUUGGCACACGUGAUAAACCUUGCAGUGCAGGCAGCGCUGUCUGUGGAGACCAUACGCGAGGUGUUGAAGAUCAUGAGAGAGAUGGCGUCGUAG
This is a messenger RNA of Closterium sp. Naga37s-1, 915 nucleotides long. The record is from the annotation of a GenBank genome assembly. Lineage: Eukaryota; Viridiplantae; Streptophyta; Zygnematophyceae; Desmidiales; Closteriaceae.